UUUUCGCUACGAAUUUCGUGUGGUGUCGUGCUUUCCUGGGCGAGUUCUUGGCGGGGGGAAUCUUUGGGCGCCCGUGUAGCGGGGUUCUUGUGGCUGUUUGACGCGGCUGCACGCAAGAAAUCCCCGCUCGGAUUGUUUCUUGCCGCGGCCGUCAACGUCGGUCUCGGUGCCCGCUUCUGGGAUUCCUUGCGGAUCUGCUGCUUCGGCAGUUGCGAAUAACCUGAGGUACGUGUGGAGAGCUCAAGAGAGGAUUCUGUCUGUUUUCGGUGCGUGAAUAAUGGAGGAAGUGGAGGAGGCGAACAGGGCAGCCGUGGAGAGCUGCCACAGAGUGCUCGCCUUGCUCUCCCAGCCGCAGGACCCGGCACAGCUCAGGAGCAUAGCUCUGGGAACAGAUGAAGCGUGUGCCAAGUUUAGGAAGGUGGUCUCCCUACUCAGCAACGGAGGCGGAGGAGUAGGAGCAGGACCAUCAGUCGCAGGCGGGAGCUCAAGCCAUCCUAGAGCUAAGCUUGUGAGCAGAAGACAGAAUCCGGGGUUCCUCAGUCAGAAAGGCUUCCUUGAUAGUAACACCCCGGUGGUGGUGUUGAACAGCGCUCAUCCUUCGCCUAGUUCAGCGCAGGUGUAUCCUAGAACUGGAGCUUUGGAUGCACAGAGUGUGCACCCGCAUGGAGGACCUCCUAAGAUGGUCCAACCCUUGUCCGCGCAUUUUCAGUUUGGUAAUGUGUCAUCACGGUACCAGUUCCACAAUCAACAGCAGCAGCAGAAGUUGCAGGCUGAGAUGCUCAAGAGAAGCAACAGCGGCAUUAACUUGAAGUUUGAUAGCCCUAGCGGCACAGGGACAAUGUCGUCGGCCAGAUCCUUCUUGUCAUCGUUGAGCAUGGAUGGUAGUGUGGCCAGCCUGGAUGGCAAGUCAUCAUUGUUCCAUUUGAUCGGUGGGCCUGCAAUGAGUGACCCGGUGAAUGCACAGCAGCCCCCAAGGAGGCGUUGCACGGGACAUGGGGAGGAUGGGAGUGGCAAGUGUGCCGUCACAGGCAGGUGCCAUUGCUCAAAAAGGAGUAGAAAGUUGCGGGUGAAAAGGUCGAUUAAAGUUCCUGCCAUCAGUAAUAAGAUUGCUGAUAUACCUCCAGAUGAAUACUCAUGGAGGAAAUAUGGGCAGAAGCCAAUUAAGGGUUCCCCUCAUCCUAGGGGUUACUACAAAUGCAGCAGUGUGAGGGGCUGCCCAGCAAGGAAACAUGUUGAACGAUGUGUAGAUGAUUCAUCGAUGCUCAUCGUGACAUAUGAGGGUGAGCACAACCAUACUCGGAUGCCAACUCAAUCUGCACAGGCAUAGAGAACUCCUUGAUCAUCACACACUCUUCAGGAAGUGCCAGCAACCCAACCCUUGCAUUGUCGGCGAUCAACUGCUCCGGUCUUGUUAACAUGGAUUGCAAAUUGACAAAGAUGGAGCCAUUCUAGCUGUCAUUGUGUUGUUUGGCCUCCUCACCUACAUGUUUUGCAGCGAGAGUGAAGUGGGAUAGCACAAAAUUUUCGUCUCCCUUGUGGAGGUAUUAAAAUGAUGACGAUGAAGAACAAGCCGGUAGAUAGGACACCUGAGCUGUGCCCAGGGGUAGUGUUAAGAGUUGGAAGGGAAGAUAUCGUGCAAACAUGGAAAAAAAAGGGGGGAAUAGAGCAGAUCUUCUUGAAUCACCCCGAUUUCCCUCGCUCACUCUCCAUGUACCAAGAUAGUGUCAAAACUCAAAAAAAGUGCACAAAAGCUGGUUUGCUAUUAUAGCAAUUUUCAUCGCCCAAUGAUUAGUGAGGUUACACUCUCUUAUGAUCCUACACAAUUGUGGAUGAAAAUAUCUUUUUAUAAUAUGUAAAUGUUAUUUUCUUAUUGAAA
Messenger RNA from Phragmites australis (common reed), 1876 nucleotides. RefSeq names its product protein WRKY1-like. Bases 278 to 1327 code for a protein of 349 amino acids. Lineage: Eukaryota; Viridiplantae; Streptophyta; Magnoliopsida; Poales; Poaceae. The transcript has 4 exons. Gene Ontology annotation, molecular function: DNA-binding transcription factor activity; sequence-specific DNA binding. Gene Ontology annotation, biological process: regulation of DNA-templated transcription. The record is from RefSeq and is a predicted model, not a curated record.